Molecule: messenger RNA, 2776 nt
Organism: Lytechinus variegatus (green sea urchin)
Lineage: Eukaryota; Metazoa; Echinodermata; Echinoidea; Temnopleuroida; Toxopneustidae
Product: protein brambleberry-like
Exons: 12
Coding region: 48-2081 (677 amino acids)
Source: RefSeq, a predicted model, not a curated record
UUUUUUUAAGUACUAAAACAUCUGCAACUCUAAACCUUAAUUGAUUGAUGAUCACAGGAAAUAUGAACACAUUUCUUAUAAAUUUAGGGUUUAUAAUGCUGUUCCUCGUCAGCGGAUCUGGAGCAUUCCUUUCGUGGAUUUUUGGAGGAAGUUCGGAGCGGAACGAGGAGCCGAUAUCGCCCGAGACCACUGGGGCAGCUGUUAGGCCCGUCCCGUUUGAAAUGAAGUCGGCGGACGAAAAGUUUUUGAUGACGGGAAGUCAACUCAUGGCUGGACUAUCUGAGCUAGAUGUUUGUCACCACACUGUGAUCUAUGAACUGAAAGGAUCUUGCAAUGAGAUGUCGGAGGAGGAGCUUGCUAAGCUUGGGGUGCAGUUACUCAACUGUCAAUCUGCAGCAGAGGGACGUCCAACCUAUAAAUGCACAAAGGAUAUGACAGUUGCUGAGUGCACUAAGAGUAUGGACCCUAACACAUGGAAUGCCUAUCACAUCGUGAGCAACAGAGCAAGGUCCGUCUGCUAUUCUGUGAGGCAGCAACAGUUUCAGAGACAGACUCGGUUAGCUGUUAAUCAAUUAGCAAUGAGUGCUGAGGGACAGCUACAUCUCAUGCAAGAUCUCAAGACCGGUCAAGAGGACCUGAAUGCCAUGGCAACAGAUACCUUCCACACCAUCUCUGAGGGUCAAGAGAAGCUGGUCAAGACCCAGGAGAUGAUUGGUAACUCACAGUCCAGACUGCGUUUGUCCGUUGAGAGUAACAUGCGGGACCUUACAAGAGAAAAGGCUCUAAUUGCAGCGGGACAUCAAGAACUAGCUGCUAUGACUAAUAACAUCAAGAAGCAGUUAGAUGAAGCCACUCAUCAGUUACUAGAACAGGACAUCCAUCAGGCCAAUAAACACCAGGAAGUCUUAGAAGAUCUGUCCAGUCUUAGUCUCUUAGCCAAGGAUGUUUGGAACAAACUUGAUCAUAACAUGGAGUACAUGCACAUCUACCAGGAGGAGACGGCUCAUCAUUACCAGCAGACGAUGGACAACCUGAAGAAGAUGAAUAAUACUAUUCAGUAUCUACUACAUGUGAUGGAAGAGAUGCAAGAUGAGAUUAACCAACAACUAGGUUGGGUUACAAAACUACUAACAUGGACAGGUGAGAACAUGUCACUGCUUGUCACCUGUGUCCUACAUACAUGUUAUUUCUUCUUGGCUGCUGUACUGUGCUCCUUUCUCAACACACCAACCUUCUCACGCUUUGUGCUCCUGCUGGUCGUACCCCUCAAUGCUGCAGCUGAGAUCAGGCAGGGUACCAGUCUGGAUUUUCCAUCCCUCUCCUUCUUCAUUAUAUCAGUUGUUGCAGCUAAUUGGCUUGCACUAUGGCUAUCUGCAUGUAAACAUAGAAGGCGUGCUCCAUUGAGCCCUCGUACCCUAUACCUACCGGAUAUAUCACGCAUCAAUGGAUCCCCAACACGAGAUUUGACCUAUGAACCCCAUAGCUUCAGUGACUCUGAUUCUGGUUUGUCAAGCAACAAGAGACUUCACUCGACAGGAUAUGCAAGUAUUCUGACAGCCGAAUCCUCCAGAGAUAUCACAAGCCUACUCGGAAGCACAAGGCAUCAAUCCACUUCUGAUUACACUGCUGAUGGAUUAGACAAUGAUCAAGAUGAUGAUUUGGAUGCGUUCAGCAGUGACCAGGAUGAUGAUACGAUCAACCAAACAACAAACAGGACAUUGACUGUAGCCAAUAUCAGUGUGACAACUGACACAACCCCAGAGCCAACUCCCAUGCCGAAUGAAAUGUCUUCAUCGGGAAACCUGAAGGACUUUGGCACGCUGACCAGCAGUGCAGCCAAGAGGCACCUCGGAAAGGCUCUCGAACAGGUGAAGGCAGCUACCCCAGGACUGCAGUCAAGGAAGCGUAGAGAGGGCACCCCUUCAAGCUCACGAUCAUCAUCACCAAACCGUCGUUCUUGCAAUGCAAUUACCAAGGCAGGGAUCGGUUGUCGGCUGCCAUGCGUUGGCCAAGAAGUCUACUGCCAUAGACAUCUAGUAUCUCAUGGCAGUGCUGCCAACACACCAGUUAAGACACAAUGAGAGGACUAUCUCGUUUCAAGGUUUUCCAACAGCAGAGGCUUGUUAAAUUAUUGUGUGAUAACAGCUUAGCAAUGCUUUAUUACAAUGUAAAUAGAUAUCAAGCAAUGAAAUCAAGUGUUUGCAUGCAGUCUAGUUGGUGUUUCAUAAUGCUGUAUGUAAGUAACAUUACAAUAAAACAAAUUAUGUAAGACUGGUAUCCCUUUCUCUCGAGCUAAAUCAACACAAAUCGUCUCCUUCCCGCAGAAAGGCGGUUAAUGUAUUUUGACGCCAAAAAUCAAAAUUUGUUUUAUUGCUGAAAUGGAAAAGCAUGUCAUGAACUUUCUUCUGGUACCAUUCUCGAACCUGAAUGUGACGUCAUGACGUAAUAAGAAAAAAACAUCCCCACGUGCUAUAGCACAAAGACGCAUCUUUAGUCUGGGAAUAAGACGCUUCUCGUUCAACAAGCGUGCGUGCAUAGACCGAUUUGUGCUUGCGGCCUUUCUGCGGUCACUGCAUCCGCGGAUUGCGUAUUUUUCUUCCAGGAAAAAGGGUGUAAGGUAUUCCUUCUUAAGAUUAAAAAGCAUUUAGAGUGUUUUGAAUAAAACAAACUAAAUAUCAAUGAAGAAAACAUCUUGCUUUGACAGAAAGUAUGAGAAUUAGGACAGAAAAUAACACACUAGGUGCUUAAAGCACAAAAAUUAGGUCAAAACAUAAUU